AAACCUGAGGAAUCCCGCCCCGUGGAGAAAUGGUGGAAGUGUGGUGAUGAGGGAAAAGGCUUCCAUUUCCCGUCUGCCCUGGAGAUUCAUCAGCGCAUCCACACAGGGGAGAGGCCGUUCUCCUGCCCCGAGUGUGGGAAGGCCUUCAGCAAAUGCUCCGACCUGCUGAGGCACCAGCGAUCCCACACAGGGGAGAGGCCCUUCAACUGCCCCAAGUGCUGGAAGAGAUUUACCCGGGCCUCCCACCUGCUGAGGCACCAGCGGGCCCACACAGGGGAGAGGCCGUUCUCCUGCCCAGAGUGUGGGAAGAGAUUUGCCCAGGCCUCCAACCUGCUGACCCACCGGCGGGUCCACACCGGGGAGAGGCCCUUCAGCUGCUCAGAGUGUGGAAAGGCCUUCAGCAAUUCCCCUAACCUGCUGAGGCACCGGCAGGUCCACACUGGGGAGAGGCCCUUCAGCUGCCCCGAGUGUGGGAAGGCCUUCAGCGAUUUCUCUUUCCUGCUGACCCACCAGCGGAGCCACACUGGGGAGAGGCCCUUCAGCUGCCCUGAGUGCGGGAAGGCCUUCAACAAUUCCUCUUCUCUCCUGAUCCACCAGCGGAUCCACACUGGGGAGAGGCCAUUCAGCUGCCCGGAGUGUGGGAAGGCCUUCCGCCAUUCCCCCAACCUGCUGAGGCAUCAGCGGGUCCACACUGGGGAGAAGCCUUUCAGCUGCCCCGAGUGCGGGAAGGCCUUCAGUAAUUCCUCCAACCUGCUGACCCACCAGCGGAUCCACACUGGGGAGAGGCCCUUCAGCUGCCCCGAGUGUGGGAAAGCCUUCAGCAAUUCCUUCAACCUGCUGACCCACCGGCGGGUCCACACGGGGGAGAGGCCCUUCAGCUGCCCUCAGUGUGGAAAGGACUUCACUCGCUCCUCCCUCCUCCGGAGGCACCAGCAAGUUCACGUAGGGUGAUUGAAGGAGUGACGGCUGAGUGCCAUUAUCGACUGGACUAUUAACCCAGUUCCAGGGACUCCUGGGUUUGAAUCCCACUGCGGCAGAUGGCGCUAUACAGGGUCUGAGUGAAAUUGCUGAGUGAGUCAAUACUUCCUCCAGGUUAAGGCUGUACCAAGGAUCCAAUUACAAAGGGACAACUCAGUGGUGACCAAUAGUAAAGACAGUGAUGGGGGGGGUGGGGAG
Hemiscyllium ocellatum (epaulette shark) is the source of this 1176-nucleotide messenger RNA. RefSeq names its product gastrula zinc finger protein XlCGF7.1-like. The transcript has a single exon. The record is from RefSeq and is a predicted model, not a curated record. Gene Ontology annotation, molecular function: RNA polymerase II cis-regulatory region sequence-specific DNA binding; DNA-binding transcription factor activity. The annotation marks the transcript as partial. Gene Ontology annotation, biological process: regulation of transcription by RNA polymerase II. Lineage: Eukaryota; Metazoa; Chordata; Chondrichthyes; Orectolobiformes; Hemiscylliidae.